Lampris incognitus (smalleye Pacific opah) is the source of this 8098-nucleotide messenger RNA. It is a transcript of the gene dgkh, whose product is annotated as diacylglycerol kinase, eta. Gene Ontology annotation, biological process: intracellular signal transduction; lipid phosphorylation; diacylglycerol metabolic process. The record is from RefSeq and is a predicted model, not a curated record. Gene Ontology annotation, molecular function: protein binding; ATP-dependent diacylglycerol kinase activity. Lineage: Eukaryota; Metazoa; Chordata; Actinopteri; Lampriformes; Lampridae. The transcript is spliced from 29 exons. The coding region runs from base 102 to 3986 and encodes 1294 amino acids.
CAUGCCACAUCCCCAUGCGUUUACCAUCCGCCGGCACCUCUCUCAGAAAACACAGCGCCCUUUAUCUUAACCGACAGCCAGAGACAAAAGGCUGAAAAGAUAUGACAGCGAGGAAAGGCGCCUUCCAGCCGCUGUCCAGCGGGCGCCUUCAGGAAAGGAAGGGAGCGGGGGACCGGUCCAAGGCUAACCCGGAGUGGUCUUCUCCCUCCCCGCUGCAGGAGCCGGAGAGAGAGCCUCCGUCCGCGGCGGAGAUCCACGCCAACGUGGUGGGAGCCGUGGCGGGAUCCGGAGCAGCGGACGAGUCCUCGGACAGCGAAGCGGAGCAGGAAGGCCCCCAGAAACUCAUCCGAAAAGUGUCCACCUCCGGCCAGAUCCGUAGCAAGACGAGCAUAAAGGAGGGACUGCUGCUGAAACAGACCAGCUCGUUCCAGAGGUGGAAAAAGCGCUACUUCAAGCUGAGAGGUCGAACGCUCUACUACGCCAAAGAUGCCAAGUCCCUUAUCUUUGACGAGGUGGACCUGUCAGAUGCCAGUGUUGCAGAGUCCAGCACAAAGAAUGUCAACAACAGCUUCACAGAAAGCCUCGGGGUCAUCAGUGGCUGUCAUUUUUGGGAGGGCGAUUUGGGGCCAGUGGGUUGGUGGAGUGGCCAAAUCACCCCCGUGGGCAGCUGGAGGGGAGUGCAGCAGCUCCCUCAAGAGACCCCGGUCUUUGGCCUGCUGAGCAGCCAUUCCCUGCAGGGCUUGGGUCUGGUCAAGGAGGGCCUGCAGUUGCUGGUGCUGCAUCCUGGCCUUGCUCUCCUGUCAGGGAUGCACAACUGGUACGCCUGCUCCCACGCACGCCCCACCUUCUGCAACGUCUGUAGAGACAGCCUGUCUGGGGUCACCUCCCACGGCCUCUCCUGCGAAGUUUGCAAAUUUAAAGCCCACAAGCGCUGUGCUGUCCGAGCCACUAAUAACUGUAAAUGGACGACCCUCGCUUCCAUAGGCAAAGAUAUCAUUGAGGAUGAGGACGGGAUUGCUAUGCCCCACCAGUGGCUGGAGGGAAACCUACCUGUCAGUGCCAAAUGUGCCGUGUGUGAUAAGACGUGUGGCAGUGUACUGAGACUGCAGGACUGGCGAUGCCUUUGGUGUAAAGCUAUGGUGCACACAGCCUGUAUGGACCUGUACCCUCGCAAGUGUCCUCUGGGCCAGUGUAAAGUUUCCAUCAUUCCUCCUACGGCCCUCAACAGCAUCGACUCAGAUGGCUUCUGGAAGGCCACCUGUCCCCCAUCGUGUGCCAGUCCUUUGCUGGUCUUCGUCAACUCAAAGAGCGGAGACAACCAGGGAGUGAAAUUCCUUCGACGGUUCAAGCAGCUGCUCAAUCCAGCCCAAGUCUUUGACCUGGUUAACGGCGGCCCCCACCUAGGUCUGCGGCUGUUUCAGAAAUUCGACAACUUCCGGAUCCUGGUGUGCGGAGGGGACGGAAGCGUCGGCUGGGUCCUUUCAGAGAUAGAUAAGCUCAACCUUCACAAACAGUGCCAGCUGGGUGUGCUGCCCUUGGGCACAGGUAAUGACCUGGCACGGGUGCUGGGCUGGGGACCGUCGUGUGACGACGACACCCAGCUUCCCCAGAUCCUGGAGAAGCUAGAGCGAGCUAGCACUAAGAUGCUGGAUCGCUGGAGCAUCAUGACCUAUGAGAUCAAGAUCCCAUCCAAACACAGCUGUCCCACCACGCCUGAGGGAGCCGACGACUGCCAGUUCCACAUAUCAGCGUAUGAACACAAAGUAGCCACCCACCUCACAAAGAUCCUCAACUCCGACCAGCACUCCGUGGUCAUCUCCUCUGCCAAGAUCCUGUGUGAGACGGUGAAGGACUUUGUUGCCAAAGUGGGGAAAACCUAUGAGAAAAGCACAGAAAACAUGGAGGAAUGUGACACCAUGUCUCUCAAGUGUGCCGUCCUGAAUGAGAAGCUGGACUCACUCCUCCAGACCCUCAAUAUGGAGUGCCAAGCCCUGCCUCCCCUCCCCCACUCCACUCCCCCCAUUGUUGAGGAGGAACAGGAGGAAGAGGAGGAGGAGGAAGAGGCGAGCGAGGAGAGCCUGACGGAGCUGAAGGAGAAACUGGAGGAGGAGGAGACGGAGAAAGGUGGAGGGGGCUCGCCACACCGCCUCUUUAAAGGCAGGGAGCAGCUAAUGCUCAGAGCCAACAGUCUGAAGAAAGCUGUACGGCAGAUCAUCGAACAGGCUGAGAGAGUGGUGGAUGAACAGAAUGCCCACACAGAGGACACAGAGCUGCCGUCUCCCCUGGCGUUCAGGAAGGACAGUGAGGAGGAGAACCGAGACAGUGAGAAGGACGAGGACACCAAGGAACUGGAGGCUCUGCCCUCUGCCAAGAGUCCCUGUUCCCCGACAGAGAGGAGGGUGAGCCGCAGCACCCAGUCCUGCGGCUCCUUCUCCAUCACCCCCUUCACCACCAGCAAGGAGAACCUCCCUGUACUCAACACACGCAUCAUCUGCCCCGGCUUGCGGGCCGGUCUUGCUGCCUCUAUAGCUGGCAGCUCCAUCAUCAGCAAGAUGCUGUUGGCUAACAUCGACCCCUUCGGUGCCACACCCUUCAUCGACCCUGACCUGGACUCACUGGAUGGCUACUUGGAGAAAUGUGUGAUGAACAACUACUUUGGCAUCGGCCUAGAUGCCAAGAUCUCCCUGGAAUUUAACAACAAGCGAGAGGAGCACCCAGAGAAAUGCAGGAGCCGGACCAAGAACAUGAUGUGGUACGGUGUGCUGGGAACCAAGGAGCUGCUGCAGAGAACAUACAAGAACCUGGAACAGAAGGUCCAGCUGGAGUGUGACGGUCAGUACAUUCCCCUGCCCAGUCUUCAGGGCAUUGCGGUGUUAAACAUUCCAAGCUAUGCUGGCGGGACCAACUUCUGGGGCGGCACCAAGGAAGACGAUAUCUUCUGUGCUCCGUCGUUUGAUGAUAAGAUCUUGGAGGUAGUGGCUGUGUUUGGGAGCAUGCAGAUGGCUGUGUCCAGAGUAAUUAAACUGCAACAUCAUCGUAUAGCACAGUGUCGUACUGUGAAGAUUACUAUCCUGGGCGAUGAAGGGGUUCCCAUACAGGUGGAUGGAGAGGCCUGGAUCCAGCCUCCUGGAGUCAUCAAGAUCCAACACAAGAACAGAGCUCAGAUGCUCACCAGAGACAGGGCAUUUGAGAACACAUUGAAGUCAUGGGAGGACAAGCUGAAAUAUGAUAAACCUCCCCUGCGGCCCCACCUCUAUCCGCAGCAAUCCAUGGACUUGGCUACUGAGGAGGAGGCAUCCCUGGUCCAGAUGUGUGCCCGUGCAGCAGAGGAACUCAUCACAAGGAUCUGUGAGGCAGCAAAGACCAAUGGACUUCUAGAGCAGGAGCUUGCUCACGCUGUCAAUGCCGCAUCUCAUGCCAUCAACAAGACACACCCCAAGUUCCCUGAGAAUCUGACCAGGAACACAGCUAUAGAGGUAGCCAGUACUGUGAAAGCCCUCCACAAUGAGACUGAGUCUCUCCUUGUGGGCCGUGUCUCCUUGCAACUGGACCCACCAGAGGAGGAGCAGCUGUCCAGUGCUCUGCAGAGUGUGGAGAUAGAACUGGGCAAACUGGGAGAGAUCCCCUGGCUCUACCAUAUACUGCAGCCCAAUGAUGAGGAGGACCACUCUCUGGAGUACGGCAAGAGGAACAGUCGAAGCAGCAUGUUCCGCAUAGUGCCCAAGUUCAAGAAGGAGAAGGCCACCAAGAAGACCAGUCCUCAAUCAGUGGAGAGGUGGGGCACAGAAGAGGUGGGCAUCUGGCUGGAACAGCUGAGCCUGGGCGAGUACCGGGAUACCUUCAUCCGCCACGACAUACGGGGCGCCGAGCUGCUACAUCUGGAGAGGAGGGACCUGAAGGAUCUGGGGAUAUCGAAAGUGGGUCAUAUGAAGAGAAUUCUCCAGGGAACUAAGGACCUGGCUAAGGCCACCAUGGUGGACUUCUAACCUGGAAGCAGAAUCUCCCAUAGAGGGAUAACAUACUUCCCCUUCUCCACAGCAGAAGAGUUUGGGAACACGAUAGACCAAGAAGGGAGAACUUGGUUUUCAGAGUUAGGUGGAUUUUAUCCAUGUGUUUGUUGAGAAAGCCCAGGAGAUGUUUAGAAAGAGAUUCGACGGUGUGUUUGUUAGUGCUCUGGUGCCAAAGGACAGUUGAGAAAAGUUGAUAGAAGUGCAAAAGGAAGUCACGUAUCCUCACUAAAAGCCAUUUCUAAUGUAAUUUCCAGUCAUGGCACACAAUCAGGUAUGCAACUUAUUAUUUUUCAGACAGUGACUCGUCUGACUUGAGAUAACGAAGUCCAAGUAGCGAAACAAGGACAUCCAUUAAUGAGUGCAUAGUCCAGUUCAGUUCAGCAAUGCAGAGAUUUUGUAAUGCUUACUGGCUCCCCGUCGACCAUUAGACGGCUGCAGAUGGAUUUAGCAACCGUGGGAUUUCAACAGCACUGUUGUCCAAUGAAGACAGAUUCAGAGAGCUGUCACAUCACAGACAAGACUGCAAUCUGUAAGGUGCAGUCUCUGAAGACUGAAAUGCUGUUGCAUGCUAUGCUGGCUUGACUUUAGACAUGUUUAAUUGCAUGAUUAUUGUCUUAAUUUUUUGUGCAUUCAGAAUAACACUUGAACAAGUUUUAUAUGACUUAAGUAUUAUGAUGCCAUUUGUUACUACUGAAAGCAUCCUUUGUGGUCUGAAUCAAGAUUUUUUUUUAGCUUUUAUUUAUUUUGUUUGCAUGAUAAUUACGUGUCAAUGACUUGUGUCAGGUGCCAUAUUUUCAGUGUCAUGCUAGUGUUAAAUGUGCUUUAUUGGUAGAAGUAAGAACUUUAAGAAGUGUCGAUGAGGUAUGAAUAUUAAUAGGAAUUAAUAUCUGUAGGACGGCGCAAUCUCUUUUGAUGCGAAAAUCAAUACCAAAGUGAAUGUCCAGGACACUUCCAACCCGAACCAUUUGAGGACCUUGGUUAGAAAGUUACUCUUCAUUAAAUAGAGAUAACACAUUUACUCCUUGAGGCUAGUAGGUGUUAUGAAUAAUAAUGGCGGGGGCAGGGGUUAGUAUUAGUCAGGAAGGAUGCAAAGUUGUUGGCCUAAAACCAACUACGUAUACUGUAGACCGUUUUUUUUAAAUUUUAUUUUGUUUUAUUUUUUGUUCUUUUCUAAGGAAUACUUUAAAGGCACUUUUUAACUUCUUGCUUAAUGCAAGCGCAAACCCUCAUAUCAUUACAUAGAAUUAACAGUUCACCUCAAUUUUUGAACUUUUAAGCAAUUAAAUAUCCAGUAUUUCACACUAUAACACUAUUUUAAUGGGAAUAGGAGUUAGAUAUUUGUUUUAAUUAUAUGAUAGAGCAGUUGAUCUGCAGCCUGCAUAAGACUUGCUCAAGUGCAGCUUUUCUUUUCCAUUUUUUUUCUCUCCAAAUUACGAGCAAGAUGUGGAUAGAAUACUACUUUUCUUAUUGGGUUCUAUAAGAUUGGAGGCAUUACAGGGUCUAUUUGUACAUGUGAUGCUAAGUUUGUGCGUGUGUGUUAUACCAGUGUAUGCAAAGACUGUAAGUGUCGUAGUCUAAUGCCUUUGUAGAUGGCUGACAUGGUAUGCAUUGUCGACAGCCUAUGUAUAUUGCACCAUAACACCAUUUGUGGAUUAUUAAUUCUGUUUUAAUCUCUUGUACAUGAUAAUGCUGUUGUAUUCUUAUGAUGGUGCAAUAUUUUAUCCCUUGUUUUGAUACCAGUCUCAGCUUUCUGAUGUAGUGGGGGGGGGGGGGAAUACAGAGAGAGGUUUUGGUUUUUUUUCCCUACAUCUACUCCUCCUCAAGGAUUGAGGACAAGAAUGAUCCCUAGACAGACUGCUUUUUCUUACCGACUCCAGAAUUCUUCCAGCAGUUCACUAGUUUGUGGUCUUGUUCCGCUGUGCUUCCAGGAUGAUUCCUUCAAGUAGGACUUUGUCAAUGAAUGACUAGAAUGGGCAGACAUGACUGUUGUGCUAUGAUGUACACUGUAUUACAAUGCAUUUCUGUGUGUGUAUGUGUGUGCGCUUGCAUGUGUGUUUGUUUGUUUUUUUAAUUUGUUUGUGUGUGUGUGUGUGUGCGUGUGUGUGCAUGUGUGCACGCAUGUAUAUGUUUCUGAUUUCUGUGUGUCUGUUUGCAUUUGAACUUCAAUGGUAGCAUACUGUAUCGACAAUUGUAUGUUUUUGCCAACUAAUUUUGUCUUGAUAUUUCAACUCAUAAUCUCAGCUAUGUCCCCCAUUUUACAAUGAACUGUUGCUCACAUCCUGGUCUUAAUUCAGCUUUACUUUACAGACAACUGUCUCAAAGUUAACAUGAUUUCUGUUUGAACGGUGUUAGAGCUGACCAUAUUGCCUGACAGUGCUUCCUGCCUGUUGAAAAAUGAGAUAACAUGAAAAAUUAGAUAAAUCCAACACAUUUGCAAUUUUAGUCACUCAGCCUUCAUCCUUUAUGUUAUUGAUUACCUACAUUAAGCACAAUUCAUCUGCUUUUGCCAUGCCUUUAAUCAGAGUCCCCAAAAACAUAUAAAAAAUGGACUGAUGAUGACGAUGAGUCACCUGAAUGACUUCGGUUCUUGGUUGCAGUGCAAAAGCUAUAAAGCAUUUCCUUGAUCCUCCACCAGAGGGAGCUAUAUUACACCGCUCCACCUCUGCUAGUCCCCAGUGUUAGUAUUAAAGGCACGGUUUAAAUGCUGCUUUAGGCUAUCAGUUUAUGGAUAGAUAAAUGCAUAGAUAGAUAUAGUCUUUAUUGUCCAGCAGGAAAUUUGUUUUCACAGCCAGUAUAUGCACAGAAACAUUCAGGUAACAUAUGGAUAAGGUGAGCUAGGCUAAUGUAUACAUUGCUAAACAGUAGCCUAUUGGAAUUAAUUUACCUGAAAAAGAAUUUAAUUAUUUAACGACAAGCUAUGCUUUAGACAUGCAUGACCUUAACCUUCAUGCCCUUACCAAAGACUGGUAUUAAUUUCUACCACUGAUUUCAAAUUUCUGGAGUUGGUACCAACAGCAGAUGAAUAACUGCCCAUUAAACUGCCCCUGUGCCCUGCUAAUGACAACUUAAGCAAUUAUCUCUUAUCCAAUCCUCAUCUGAAGGAUAGGGAUACGCCUUUACUCAUUCUUUGGAUUCAGAUUCAUUUUUUCACGAGUGGAGGACACAGUAGGCUUGUGCCAAGCCAAAUUCUAAUAUACGAGUCUGGAUUCAAGAGCACCUUGGUCCAGAUUUAGGGUUUGUCACCGUUGUUGUGGCCUUCCAUUUAAGUAUGUGCUUUAAUUUGGUGCAUCAGUUAACCUGCUGCAAGCUGCCUUGUUCAUUCACUGUUCAUCAGCUUUGGCUUCUUUUCCACUGAGCUCCAUCAUUUCAGUCUCCUAUAAAUGGUCUCAGUUCCUUUAUGACACUGUUUCAGUUUGAAAGCUGUGUGUCUGUGUUUAUAGUGUCUAUAUGUCUAAAGUGUCUGCCGGGAUUCUGUAAGUAAAUCGCAUGUUGGCCUGAGGCUGCAGGCACGAGAAUGCUUGACUUUUCCAUACAACAUGGAAGGUGCCAACCUUCUCCCCUGCUGAGUUUUCCAGUCGUCUGUAAAUAAUGCUGCAAACUGCCUGGUUUUUCAAAAGCCAACAAAACCCAUGCAAGGAUCUCUUAGGACAGUUUAACAUGUAGUCUUUGAUAUGGUUUCUAACACGAUGGAACAGAAGCGAGUUUCAUUUGUUUACAUUAUGUUUACAAUGGCACAGUUUUAGUUUCUAAGAAUAUAUAGAUAUAAACAAUAUUUGCAUAUUUAUUGCCUAAGGUUAAAUAAUAUGAUGUGUAUUGUGUUUUCACAUUUGGAAUAUAAUGUUACAGUUGUCACCUGUGUUACUAUCUGGAUGAUUUUUGGUAAAGUAGUUGGUAAUUUUUAUGAAUACCAAGUGACUGUUUUCUGUGCCUUUUUAUGGUUAGAAUGCAUGGUUAACUAUUUAUUACAAUUUGGAGUCACUGAGAUGUGUAUUUUUGUAUUCUGAAUGAAUAAAUGGUUCAGCUCUUGUACAUUUUGGAGGUGCCUUGAAAAGGCUACCUAUUCAUAUCUUCCUUCUUCAAUAAAAACG